UUGUGGACUGCAUGUUUUGAACAUAAAUAAGAGCUACGUGCAACAUUUUCUUCUUCAGCAGAGUUUGUAAAGGUCAGAGAGAGUGUGAUCGAAUCAUCAGCUCUCUGACAACAAAGAUCAAAGAAGAUGGACUUUUAAAACAAUUUUAUUUCCCCCGGCACGUGUGAUCUGGAUUAUUUGGACUUCGGUAUUAUGCGACGCUCGGCAAGUUGUUUUUCUCAACCCCACAAAAGAUAAAUUUAAGCCCCUGUCGCCCGGGUUGCUGCGCGCUAGCUAGCUUGCUUUAAGCAUUUGUCGACAUAAUCGCGCUUGACUGGAUCCUUAUUUUCAGCAACCAUCAGUCGAUUUCCUUUCAAAAAUGGAUCUUGAUACAACUCGCGGCGACAUCACCCCUGAUCAUGAGCAUUUUAGCACCGGGCCUGAUUUUUUUCCCCGACUUCCAAGGCUCUCCCUUACCGAGCUCGGGUCGAGGGGUUCCCCCUGCAUGAAGAACCUAGCAUCCCCCAUACCCAUGGCAGUGCUUUCUCCUGUGACUAACCUGGCUCUAAAUUUGGAUAAUCUUGCUGUGCUUGGAGGUCAAUGUGAAACUCCCAAGCGGAAGAAAACUCUGCCCCUCCUGAAGAUCCCUUCCUUCGCAUCUGAUGUUUCCUCUGAUGCAGGUCUUGGAUUGGAUUCUCCCAGCCCUCUGGACCCUUUGGAUGCUGAACAAAAAUUUGAGAAGGUCAUACAGGAUUCGACAAGAAUAGUCAAUGAGAAAAUGCCUAUACGCAGGAUACAUUCUUUGCCGGUGCAGUUAUUGGGUCACAGUCCCAAUCUGAAAAAUAAAGAAUGUGAUCCAUCACGCUAUGGAGUUUGGACUAGAGGACACGACACUGCCAAUAAAGAAAAUCUGGUGGAGGAGAAUUUUGAGUUCAAAAAGCCUUCCAUGCCUGCAUCUCGCUGCCGCAUGCGCUCCACCGGAGGUGCCAAGGAUGCUUUUGCCUGCCGUCCCAACUCUGCUCCUGCUUUAAUGCUGUCCCCACCGUCAUCCAAUCAGUUCGACUCUUCUGAUGACAGCAGUCCCUUUAUAUUGAGACGUCCCUCACUUUCCUGUCUCCAAGAUGACGAUGAUGAUGAUGGCUUCUUGGAGGGGCUUGAUGAUGUGGAGACUGACUCUGUGGUUCCAUUCGGAAUGGAUAGUCUUCUCACAGCCCCUCUUGUGGCCAAGCAAAACUUGGAGAGUGCUGAUUCGCCUGUGAUCCGCUGCCGUCCACGUGGGCUGUUUCGAUCUCCGUCUAUGCCAUGUACGGGAGGGCGUAUCCCACUAAAGAGACCCGAGAGACCUCAAGAUGAGAACACACCUGUGAGAGUCAAGAGGAGACGAAGCCUGGCAGGAACACAAGUUGCUCCUUCAGAGCAGGAAGAUGUCAUGCCCCAUCAGGUUCAAAGGUCCAAGUCAUUUAAUCACUCAGAGAUUGAAAGAAUGUUGGAAAUAGAUCCCAGUAAUGUGAUUGGAGAUUUCACCAAGGCUCCUGCACUACCUACGGUAGAAGGAAGACAUCAAGAGCUGAAAUACAUCACACCAGAGAUUAUGGUUAAAGCAUUGAACGGUCAAUAUAAUGAUCUGGUGGAGAGGUUGUUUGUCAUCGAUUGCCGGUAUCCUUACGAGUAUGAAGGUGGCCAUAUUAAGGGUGCACUUAACCUUCAUCUUGAGGAUCAAAUUGAAGACUUCUUUCUAAGAUGUCCGAUCCUCCCUGUGUGCCCCGAGAAGCGCGUCUUGCUGGUUUUCCACUGUGAAUUUUCAUCGGAGCGCGGCCCACGUAUGUGCCGCUUCGUUCGAGAAAGAGAUCGGUUUCAGAACGAGUAUCCCAACCUCCAUUACCCUGAACUCUAUAUCUUGAAGGGUGGCUACAAAGAGUUUUUCCCACUUCACAAGUCGGAGUGUGAACCUCAGGAUUACAGACCAAUGGCUCACGAGGACUUCAAAGAAGACUGCAGAAAGUUUCGCCUUAAAAGCCGCACCUGGUCUGGAGAACGCAGCAAAAGAGAAAUGUACAGUCGUCUCAAAAAACUUUGAGGCGCGUGUGCUUCUCUUCAUGAAUUAACUGCCUUUUUAUUGCUCAUACACUGCCCUCAAACAUGAGACACAGCAGGAACCUGCAGAGGUGUUUGACGGGGUUUGCUCUGUUGGACAGUUGUUGGUUUUUAGGGUUUGGUAUUGCCUCCAAUGUCAAGUGGAGCUUACAGGCUGCUGUUCUUCUUACAGCCAAAGUUUCUUCUAAACUGGUCCCAUCACUUUAAACUGCCAUUUAUUUUUAACCAUGCUACAUGUCAUUGCCAUGUGUUGAGCCUUAACAUAUUUUAAAUGUCCCAUGUUUUUAUUCUCCUGUUUUGGUCAAUUUAAAAUUUUUUUUAGGUUCUUGGUUCUUCUGUUGAGCACUUUGUAAACAAUUGUUGUGAUUCGAGUGCUAUGUACCUGCCUAUUUCUUACCCCUUUUUAAUUUAAUUUUCAUUUGCCCAUUUAUUAGUUGUAAUUAAGACUGGAUAACUAUUACAAUUAUUGUUAUAUAAAUGUAAUUUUCUUACAUUUUAUCAUUAUGUACAUUGUCAUCCCAGAAUAAUGUUAUUUGUACCCCUGAGUUGAUUUAAAAUUUUUUUUUUUAAUUGUGAGGUUUUAUGUGGACCCAGCAAUAAUAUUUUUCACUUGACUAACAGCUUUAACUCGUAACUUUUGCUGCUGGUCAGCAAGUGAUGACCGCAUCAAUGUUCAUACAGUGUUCAAAGACACACAUAUUUGGGUUUAUUUGUCUAUAAACUAAUUUUACAGUUUACUUCAGUUCUCCCUCAAAUGCUUAUAUAUUUAGUAAAUUGCCCUGCCUGACUGUUGUUUUUUGGUCAUGUGUGACUUGAGAGGCUGGUUUAUAUAUUCCUGAAUAAAUUACAGUUGAAAUUUGGGGUCUUGACUCAAA
Messenger RNA from Misgurnus anguillicaudatus (oriental weatherfish), 2948 nucleotides. Lineage: Eukaryota; Metazoa; Chordata; Actinopteri; Cypriniformes; Cobitidae. The record is from RefSeq and is a predicted model, not a curated record.